This is a messenger RNA of Habropoda laboriosa, 2160 nucleotides long. Its product is annotated as glutamine--fructose-6-phosphate aminotransferase [isomerizing] 2-like. Gene Ontology annotation, molecular function: L-glutamine:D-fructose-6-phosphate transaminase (isomerizing) activity; carbohydrate derivative binding. Lineage: Eukaryota; Metazoa; Arthropoda; Insecta; Hymenoptera; Apidae. The record is from RefSeq and is a predicted model, not a curated record. The transcript has 14 exons. Bases 103 to 2160 code for a protein of 685 amino acids. Gene Ontology annotation, biological process: fructose 6-phosphate metabolic process; carbohydrate derivative biosynthetic process; protein N-linked glycosylation.
GGACUGGUACCGACUUUUCGUAAGUUCGUCCGACCAGUGGGGUUGGUUCUUCCACGUACGGUGAUCCAUUUGUCGUCGCUGUUCCCUCGUUCUCUGUGAUCGAUGAUGGGCGGAAUUUUCGCGUAUCUGAAUUAUCUGACGCCAAAGAGCAGAAGGGAGAUCCUCGAGCUAUUGGUCGGCGGACUGAAGAGAUUGGAGUAUCGUGGCUAUGAUUCAGCCGGCGUCGCCCUUGACAGCGCCGAUGGCAAGGAUAUCUCGAUUAUUAAGAAGCAGGGAAAGGUCAAGGCUCUCGAGGAAGAAAUCUUUCAUCGAACGAACGGCGAUUUCGAAUCGAAGACCUACAGCCAUGUCGGUAUCGCCCAUACUCGUUGGGCUACCCAUGGUGUCCCAUCAGAAGUGAAUUCUCACCCUCAGAGGUCUGACAGCGAUCACGCGUUCGUUGUAGUUCACAAUGGUAUCGUGACGAAUUACAAAGAGGUGAAGACGCUGCUUCAGCAGCGGGGCUACAGUUUCGAGAGUGAAACCGACACGGAAGUAAUCGCGAAGCUCAUCCACCAUCUCUGGGUACAGCAUCCGGCUUACUCGUUUCGCGAGCUGGUCGAGCAAGUUGUUCAACAGUUGGAAGGUGCAUUUGCUCUUUGCUUCAAGAGCAAAUACUUCCUGGGAGAAUGCGUGGCAACGAGAAGAGGAUCUCCGCUUCUCGUGGGUAUUAAAACGAAAACGAGAUUGGCCACCGAUCACGUGCCCAUCCUUUAUGGGAAAGAUGAACUUCCAUGCGUAAACAAAGAUCAUCGACCGCACGGAAGGAGCGCGGAUCUUCCGGUGAUGCCGCGAAGCGAGAGCACCUCCGAAUUUCAACCGUUGGAGGACAAGGAAGUAGAGUAUUUCUUCGCGUCUGACGCUAGUGCUGUGAUCGAACACACCAAUCGUGUCAUGUUUCUGGAGGACGACGACGUGGCUGCGGUGAAAGAAGGUGCUCUCAGUAUCCAUCGACUUCGUCGAUGCAUGGACGAUCCUCAUGCAAGAGAAAUCACCACGUUGAAAAUGGAGAUUCAGCAGAUCAUGAAGGGUAACUACGAGUAUUUCAUGCAGAAGGAAAUUUUCGAACAGCCUGAAUCGGUGGUGAACACCAUGAGGGGUCGUCUGAACUUCACGGAUAAUUCUGUCACGUUGGGAGGCAUUAAGGAGUAUAUUCCUGAGAUCAAGAGGUGCAGACGUUUGAUGCUGAUUGGCUGUGGAACCAGUUACCAUUCUGCCAUUGCUACAAGACAGCUUCUGGAAGAGCUAACUGAACUACCAGUUAUGGUUGAAUUAGCUUCUGAUUUCUUGGAUAGAAACACACCAGUAUACAGGGAUGAUGUCUGCUUCUUUAUUUCACAGUCAGGCGAGACAGCAGACACGUUGAUGGCUUUGCGUUAUUGCAAGAAGCGUGGUGCUUUAAUUGUUGGUAUCACUAAUACCGUGGGCAGCAGCAUUUGUCGCGAAUCACACUGUGGUGUUCACAUAAACGCCGGUCCUGAGAUUGGUGUGGCCAGCACAAAGGCGUAUACCUCACAGUUUAUUUCUCUUGUUAUGUUCGCUUUGGUUAUGAGCGAGGAUAGAAUCUCCCUUGGUAACAGGCGCCAAGAGAUUAUCAAUGGACUGAAGAAUUUGGAUAGUCUAAUUCGUAAAGUGUUACAACUCGACGAGAAAGUCAAAGAACUGGCCAAGUCUCUGUUCCAGCACAAGUCUUUGUUAAUUAUGGGUAGAGGAUACAACUUUGCUACGUGUAUGGAAGGCGCUCUAAAAGUUAAAGAGCUGACGUACAUGCACAGCGAAGGUAUCAUGGCAGGUGAAUUGAAACACGGACCUCUGGCACUCGUCGACGAUUCUAUGCCUGUUAUAAUGAUCGUCAUGAGGGAUCCAGUCCACACGAAAUGCAUGAAUGCUCUGCAACAAGUUACAGCCAGAGACGGCAAACCGAUUGUUAUCUGCGAGGAGGGAGACGAAGAGACGAAAACGUUCGCCGACAGAGUUCUCGAAGUGCCUAAGACAGUGGACUGCCUUCAAGGAAUACUCACAGUCAUUCCAAUGCAACUGCUAUCUUUCCAUAUCGCGGUUCUUCGCGGUUGUAACGUCGAUUGUCCGAGGAAUCUCGCGAAGUCGGUCACGGUCGAGUAA